GGACUUUGACCAUGGGGACCCUGUCCAGCAUUGGCAAGCGGCGUUGUAAGCGGAGGCGCAGGAAACGUUCGGAGAGGAGAGACAGAAGCAAUCUCCGCCAGUCAAGAAACCAGCCAAAGUGUUUCACCAUGGAUAUAGAUGAUGAAGAAAAUAUGAGUUCCAGCAGCGCCGAUGUCAAGGAAAACCGCAACCUGGACAACGUCCCGCCCAAAGACGGCGGCGCCCAGAGUGCAGGGGAAGCGGCUCAGCUCACCAACGGAGGAGGCGGUGGCGCCGGCAGGAAGCGGCCCCUGGAGGAUGGCACCAACGGCCACUCCAAGUUCCGUCUGAAGAGGAGGAAGAAGAUCCCAGGGCCCAUUUUACCCAAGAAUGCCCUGAUGCAGCUCAACGAGAUAAAGCCUGGCUUGCAGUACAGACUCCUCUCCCAGACAGGACCCGUGCAUGCACCUGUCUUCGUCAUGGCAGUAGAGGUGAACGGACAGGCCUUUGAAGGCUCAGGCCCCACCAAGAAGAAGGCCAAGCUGCACGCUGCCGAGAAGGCCUUGCGCUCCUUUGUCCAGUUCCCCAAUGCGUCCGAGGCUCAUCUAGCCAUGGGCAGGACCCUCUCGGUCAAUACCGACUUUACGUCGGAUCAAGCCGACUUCCCCGACACCCUUUUCAAUGGAUUUGAAACUCCCAUUCAGUCGGACGCUCCCUUUUAUUUGGGUUCCAAUGGAGACGGCGGCUUCAGUCCCAGCGCAGACUAUGGCGUGUCAGUGUCUGCUGCCCCCAGUGCCCUGAUACAAUCACCCCUUCCCCUCCCCAUACCCUACCCAUCUGCGAGUGGCAAGAACCCCGUGAUGAUCCUGAAUGAGUUACGGCCGGGCCUCAAGUAUGAGUUUCUCUCCGAGAGUGGAGAGAGCCAUGCCAAGAACUUUGUCAUGUCGGUGGCUGUAGACGGACACAACUUCGAGGGGUCAGGGCGAAACAAGAAGCUGGCCAAAGCCCGUGCUGCCCAGUCUGCUCUUGCCUGCCUCUUCCACAUGCAGCUGGACCAGACGCCGUCUCGGCAGCCCAUCCCCAAGGAGGGCCUCCAGCUCCAUCUGCCACAGGUUCUCGCAGACUCCGUGGCCCGCCUGAUCGUGGAGAAGUUUAGUGACCUGACGGACAACUUCACAUCCCCCCACGCGCGGAGAAAAGUGCUUUCUGGUGUUGUCAUGACGACAGGCACAGAUGUCAAAGAUGCUCAGGUGAUAAGCAUCUCCACAGGAACCAAAUGCAUCAAUGGAGAGUACAUGAGUGACCGCGGCCUGGCUCUAAAUGACUGUCAUGCAGAAAUCAUAUCUCGGCGAUCCCUGAUUCGGUUUCUUUACACGCAGCUUGAACUUUUCUUGAGUACGAGGGAGGACCAGCAGAGAUCCAUUUUCAUGAAAUCCCAGCGUGGAGGUUUCAGGCUGAAGGAGACAGUCCAGUUUCAUCUCUAUAUCAGCACCUCUCCAUGUGGAGAUGCCAGGAUCUUCUCACCCCACGAGGCAGCACAAGAUGAUCAGGCAGAUAGACAUCCAAACAGGAAAGCAAGAGGACAGCUCCGGACCAAGAUUGAGUCUGGAGAGGGGACCAUUCCUGUGAGGUCAACGACAACCAUCCAGACCUGGGACGGGGUGUUACAGGGUGAGCGGCUGCUCACCAUGUCCUGCAGUGACAAGAUUGCCAGGUGGAACGUGUUGGGCAUUCAGGGAUCCUUGCUGAGCCUUUUUGUGGAGCCCAUUUACUUCUCUAGCAUCAUCUUGGGGAGUCUGUACCAUGGGGACCACCUUUCCAGAGCAGUGUACCAGCGGAUCUCAGACAUAGAAGAGCUUCCACCUCUGUAUACGCUCAACCGACCUUUACUUAGCGGAAUCAGCAAUGCCGAAGCUCGACAACCAGGGAAAGCUCCAAACUUCAGCGUCAACUGGACGGUCGGGGACCCCAAUCUGGAGAUCAUUAAUGCCACCACCGGGAAGGAUGAGAUGGGCCGCGCAUCUCGUCUCUGCAAACAAGCGCUUUACAGUCGCUGGCUACGCAUCCAUGCCAAGCUCUCCUCCAACAUGCGCACCAAGAUCAGCAAGCCUCACCUGUACCAUGAGUGCAAGCAAGGUGCCAUGGAGUACCAGUCUGCCAAAGAGUCACUCUUCAAGGCCUUCCUCAAAGCAGGCCUCGGAGCCUGGGUGGAAAAGCCCAUCGAGCAGGACCAGUUCUCUCUCAACUGCACACCCUGACUCGGGGGACGAGAGGUUGUUCUGGACGGCACCUGGACACCCAGUCGUCACCUGGCGCCUCUGCCACAAUGAGCCCUCCUGCGCGUGCGCGUGUGCACACCCUCUCACAGCUCACACAUGCACACACAUUCACUGCACACACACAUACACACACACACACAGCCGUUAACAUAUGCAAGCUUUCACAACUGCACACACAUGCACACACGCUCAGACAGCUACACACACACACACACACACACACACACACACACACACGCGCACACACACGCGUGCACGCAGACACCCUUUUUAGAAUUAACCAGCAACUGCUUUCAGUCCCUUUUCAUGUUUUGGAAAUCUCAUUGUUAGCUUGUUUAAUUUUAUUUUUGAAAACUCGAGUGUAGUUAUCUAGCAAAUCCAUCUGUCUUACAGCGGCUACAUUGUAGACUGGGUCUAAUUUUUACAUCUCCCCUUGAGUCAGACCCCGGCCCUGGAGCUCCCCUUCCCCCACGUAAGGCAAUACAGGCAGGUGCACUACCAUGUACAUACUUACAUUGGGGUUUUCACAGCAUUUUUAGGAUGUGGUUUGAAUUUUUCUAGAACUCAGCUACAAAAUCCAUUUCUGCUCCUUCAUAAGCUUUCUGUGAGUGAGAGAGGAUGUGCGUGAUGAGGCUACAAAGCCAGAAGGAGAGCCUGCUUGUCCCUACCUCCUGGUCCUUUAAAAAACCAGCUGCUGAGAAAUGGUCGUCAGCGUGUGUAUUUAUUAAUCUGUGACCCGGUUCCAAGUACUUGACCUUACCUCCCAUUUCCAUGUGGUGUAAAGUCUUUGUUUUUUUAUCAUUAUCAACUGGAAACCAAGUAGAGGUCAUUUGUAAGUUCCUCAAUUAGGUCUGUAUAACAUAGAAGUUGACUCUUAGUAGCUGAUUUCUCUCCUGUCUCCCCGAUAGUUAUAUAUAUCUAUAUCUAUACAUACACACACGCACAUAUGCACACACACACACACACACGUAUAUCUAUAUCUAUAUAUAUAUAUCUAUAUACACACCCAGGAGUUCAGAGUACAAUCACAGCUUUAGCAUUACUAGGGCACCUUUAAGAACCAGCGUGAUUAGUUAGGAAAGUUUGAAUGCCAGCACAAUGUUUGAGUGCCAGCCCUGCUGCCUCUCCUCCUUCCUAAGUAACUGGGAGGGCCCUUUGGGAAGAUCUUCUUUGUGAACCUUAAUUCCAGGAUUCUUCCCUGAUCUGUCUGUGUUCAUCCUUAAUUUGACCCCUAGGUCCCAUGGGAGGGGGGGGUUGUCCCGUGGAACUUGAAUCUGCCGACCUAAUGGCCAGCUGGUGGAGAUUUGGGGGCUGGGCCAGGUGACCGAAAGCUCCCUAUGUUUGCUCAGAGUGCUAGUGCAAGAUGGCCUUGGGUUUCUUUUUAGGCUUUCCUAUCCACAUCUGCACAUGGAGCCAGCACAAAACUGAUGGAGGAAAUGGGAUCAGAAGCUGCUUCUGCCCAUCAGACCUUUGGGUAGAAGGGUCAUAAUGGCUUGACUCAGAGCUACCUUCCAUGUCUCGUCUCACGGGUCCAUUGCCAAGGAUGGCUUUCCAGGCCAUUUGGUAGGAGGCACCUCUCCCCUAAGUGGAAGUCUCAGAGGAGAGGAACAGUCUCAUUUACCUAAUGUAGCAGCAGCAUCCCAUGGUCCGAGCAGCCAUGGAUCAGGGCCUGUGCUAAGGAAAGGUAACCAUUGCUGCUGCCCAAACAUGUUGACUAUUCAACUCCCAGAGCAGCAACUACCUCAGCCUGGGCCACUCCUUUUGGGUUAACCUACACAUGGCCAGAAAUGAUGAGAAGGCAAGAAAGCAGCCUCACCCAUCAGGGGUGAAUUAUAGAAACGAUUUAUGUCGUAACAAUUAACAUUCAGCUUCAGAUCCUUGUAAAAGAAAGGACAUUUGAUUUCCAAAUGGGAGAAAAAGGAGCUUUGGCAACUGUGAACAUUUUUUGCUAAAGGGCUCUAAAUAGGUGGAACAUGAGGAAUGAGGAUGAGGAUUUCUGGGAAAAAGAAACUGUAUCCACUCAAACAGAUGGGAAAUAGCUAGCCUAGAAAUUCAGGGUUUGUGUGAGAGGAAAUAGCAGAAAUCUGCAUUGUGUUUAUAAGGGAAUUUUUUUUUCCCUUAAGGGAGGAAUGGUUACUUCUAUAAUUUUCUCAAAUUAUUUUUAAGAAUUUAUUUUUUAAAAAAGUCUCUUUCAGAAUUUGAGCUCUUAGGAAUAGGCCUUUUUAAAGUCCCUAACGUGGUGAAAAGAAUGGGAGCGAUUUUGCACAAAAAUCUUGAACGGUUCAUGUUCAAGGGUAAGGGGCCCGGUGAGGGAUGGCAUCUCCAGGGGGUCUCUUCAUUGUCACGGCGUCUGAUUGGCUUUCUGGCCGGUAACGUUGGUCAGCAAGGAGACGUGGAAGUGGAGGAGGAGGAGCAGGUGAGGGCAUCCAGGAUUGUCUGGGGUUCCCUCUGCCACCAGAAAGAGUUGCCGUGGUCUGAUAGAAAAGACUGGCUCUCUGCAUUCCUUGGCAUUCUCCCCAGCAUCUCUGGUCAAGUCGAGAGCUCAGAUGCCAUGUUCAUCAAACUCGGGACCUCCCCUGCUUCUGCUGCCAUCUCUUUCAUGUCCCCAUGGGUUAAUAGGGCAGCAGUCAUGGAAAGCUUUUAAUUGCUUUAACUUUGAAUAAUCAAAGAUGAAAGUGUGCCCAUUAAAGGCCGUGAAAGUGUGGGGCUCCCCAGGUCUUGCCAGGUCAGGCUGUACCUGUGAGGAUCACUGGUGCUUCGGUUGUUACAGAACAGCAGUGAUGGGUGGUGGCAGCUUCCAGGCUGGCCUCAUACUUUCCUUCUUCCCUAAUCCCCCCUCCUUAUUUUCAUUCUAAUGAGUGAAUAUGAAUGUUUGCCUCAGGAUCAUCACAAAAUUGAAAGAAAAUGAAUUAAGCAGAUGUAAAUACUUGAAAAAUAUAGUAAGGUUUUCUUCAAUUCUCUUCUAGCUUUAUCAAAGACAUGUUUAACAAACUGAAAUGAUUCAGCCUGGAAGGCAAUGAGACAAUAUUGUGUAGGGGUGGGUUGGGUCAUUUGGACAUGAGCCUCAGAAGACUCAGCUAGUUGCCUUGUUACUACACUCAGGAUUAGCGAAGGACUCCACGUGAAGUUGACCUGCCCUUUGCCACUGAAGCACACAUUUUCUGGCUGAGAAGCGGGUCUCCACAGCCCACCUACUGCAAACAUUGGCCACUUCCUAGUAGGGCUCAGAAUGAGAAUAGCUGGGUGGUGCUGCCAGGGGGAGACCACCAGCUGUUGUCCUAGGGAACAUUUUUCAUCUUUCUCAUAGUUGGAGAAACCAGAACAUGUCAAGGAUGAAUACAGUACCCAUCCUCAUCUCUAGUGUUAAAACUCACCACUGUCUGUAUUAGGUGACUGCUGAAUUGCUGGAGGCCGGUUCUCCAUGGCUGUGCUCUGAAGGAGACCUGGUGCUGACUGUGGGGGGUGAGCAGAGCAUGCCGCUGCCAGCCCACGAAAGCCCAUGCCAGAGAAGAAGCUGGGUACCUGAACGGCAUUUGCACAUUGACAGAGGCUUGACUCAUGCUCCCCAUGUCCAAGAAGGGGUCUCUUAUUUACAAAAGACUCACAUCUUGGAGAAUCUCGGCCAUGUCUGCCAGGCGAUCAAACGGAGCCUCUUUUGGUGGUUUUGUUAAAACAGGUUCAAGGUUUGGGUUUUUUUCCUACCUAGAAGCUAACAGGCGUCUGAAUGGUGUCACUGCCAUGUCACUGGGUGGAGGUGACCUCUUGCACUGAAGAAUACCUUGUACGUUGUUGCAUUUUUAUUGUUGUCAAUAGAGAAGAUGUUGUAUUUUUUCUAAGGGGGUGGGGAGAGCUUGUAAUUCAAAUCCUGCUAUUUUUAAGAAAUUGUCUAUUGAAGCGCUGCUCUAAAAAUAUGGGAGAGUCCUCCUGCUUUGUCCAGCACAUCCCGGCUGUGUGAUAGCCAUUCUAAUUCCCUGCUUCUCCUCUAACCCGCUGCUGUGCCCCAGUGUGCCAUGGCUGUGUCCUCCGAGUGGGGACAGAACUCUCCAAGCUUUGCCAGCCCCUCACUGGGAAUCUUUGGUUCCCUGGAUGGAGGAGGCUGACCUCACAGGUGCUGUCCUCUGGAAAUCCAGGCUUUGGGAGCUACCCACAGUCUGUCAUCAAGGGCUUCUCUCCUAAGGAAGGGAUCCCCUUCUACAUGUGAGGUGCCCUGCAUGGCGCAGGACCUGGGUUGAUCCCCAUGGGGGUAAGCGCCUUAUGGGGUCCCCAUGACCCUUUGAGGGUUACCAUGAAAACUAGGGUGAAUAGGCAACAGCUUGCAGGUCUGUGGGGGUGGGAGGGGACAAGGACUCCUGACCUCAUGCCAGAACAAGAAGGUGUCUUUGCCUGCAGCUCCCUAGGUUGCCUGGGCAUGAUCUGAAACCUCCCUUUAGCAAGGGAACACCGGAGCCUGGGUCAUUGGAAAUCUGAAUUGUUCACUCAAAGAUUCAAAUAGUUUAAGAAAAAGAGUCCUCAAAUGGCUUCAAGUGGCAAAUGGCACAAGGUAGAGUUGUAUCUCCCACCACCGUGGGAGUCUGGCAUGGCUGCCUACCAUGAUUUCAUGUUCUUUUAAUGAUCUGGUUUUAUAGCAACUGUCGUUGUCCCCAAAGGAGGUCUCCCUGGAAGAUGGGAGAGAAUGGAGAAUUGUUUGCUCCAAGGACACCCCCCUGGCUCUGGGAGAGAGCUUCCCUUGCCAUGACCCUUUGGCCACCCAUAGAUUGGCUGCUGUGGCUCCAGGGGUCUAGUCACCUGAUGGAAUGGAUGGCUAAGUCCUGUGCCUUCCUGGCUCCUUGGAGCUUCAGCUGGGACCCUGCUAAGGGAGGAGGUAGUGGGUGUCUGUUUGAUGUGGGAGCUUUGUCAUAUGGUAGAAAAUCUCCCACCCCACGCUACCCCCCAAUUUGGUGCCCACAGAGCUAAUCCCCAAGUGAUGCUGUCAUUCUCACCAGUGUGUCUAUCUUGGGGCUACUCAGUGCUCAUGUCUUAGAUUUUUCAGAAAUAGCCCUCAAAGUAACCUACAGCUGCCCCAACAAACAUUUGGAAAGCAUUCUGCCUUUGUAUCCCCAGUGCUUUGCAUACAGCAGGUGCUUAAUAAAUACUUGUAUUGAAUUGAUUUGGUCAGAAUUGGUCUUCAAAGUGUGCCUGGCACUGGAGAUGGUGCUUUGAGGAUGCCAGGCAGGCUGCUGGACAAGAAAAGGCAUCGUUUAAUCUCUGCCUCACUCCCACCCCACCCCACCCUCCCAAAUCAUUUCAGCUGCUAGAAAACUCUGUACCUUAGUGUCUAGGAGUAUUUCACAGUCACCUUCAAAGCAUGGCUGGGUCCUUUACAAGUAUUAAAAUGAGGUCAAAGCACAGGAAAGGGUAACAAAGUUAGUCUGCCUUUGUCAUUCUUAAAUUCUGGGAAAUGAUAGUACUAAUUGAAGGGGGGGUGUUUCAGGUCAAACCCAAACUAAGCAGGGAUGACAGAGGCAGGAAGCCCUGGGAGCCCCCCAGUCUUGGUAAGUCCAUCCCUUCUUCAUCCACGCUAUUCAGCAGCCAGCCCUAUGUGGAUCCAGCGUCCCCCAGUGGCGCCAGAGGUCAGACCAGGCUACGUAUAGGUAGAGGCAGCCAGCCACAGCACUGAUGCAAGCCCUCAGCACCUGGAAUACCAUGAUGGGUCUCCCUGCCUCAAAACUCAGAAGCAGCUUGCUGGUGUUUGGCACCCCCUCCCACCUACCCCCCACUUUGUAUAAUGUGGGCUGGGCUGUGGCCACUUGGUCAGAAGCCUGGCAUUCAGGUAAUGAACGUGGGGUUUCUUUUAAUGGGAUUUUUAAAAGUGCUAUCUCUUGGAACCUUAAUGAGCAGCUGUGGGCUGAAAGACGGGAUUCUAUGGUGAUUUCAGUGUGAUUAGCAAGAGGCUCUCCAAACCCUCUGGGGGCCCAGGCCAUGUCUUGUUAUAUGUUUUGUGCCGACAGUUUCUUUCCUUGACAGAGGAAUCCCUGGACUCCUGUUUCUGUAUUCUGCCCCUCCAAAGACCAUCUCUGGUUGCCCUGACAGCCCUGCUGGGGGGGGCUGUGUCAGGCGCUCACAGCCCAAUCCUCAAAAGCACAGUUUGUGAGGUGUCAGUGGAGGGAGCCCUCAAGGACCUUACAGUCUUCGCUUUUCCAGACUUUGGGUUGUUUUCUUUGGAUUGUGGUUUUAGCAAUUGGUCAAUUUGUAUGAAUAUAAUCCAGCCAAGAAACUUGUCCCUAAGAUUAACCCUGCAGUAUUCUCUGUAUAGAUAGACAAUAUUAUGGCCUGCAUGAGCUUUCUCUCACACUGAGACCUAGCCGGAAACGAGCAUGAGACGCUGUCCUAUGUAGACAAAGGGAUUUAAAGUGUUCGAAAUAAAAAUACAUUUAACUACA
Molecule: messenger RNA, 8677 nt
Organism: Trichosurus vulpecula (common brushtail)
Lineage: Eukaryota; Metazoa; Chordata; Mammalia; Diprotodontia; Phalangeridae
Gene: ADARB1
Product: adenosine deaminase RNA specific B1
Exons: 10
Coding region: 12-2237 (741 amino acids)
Biological process (GO): adenosine to inosine editing; RNA processing
Cellular component (GO): nucleolus; cytoplasm
Molecular function (GO): double-stranded RNA adenosine deaminase activity; tRNA-specific adenosine deaminase activity; double-stranded RNA binding
Source: RefSeq, a predicted model, not a curated record